This is a messenger RNA of Cyclospora cayetanensis, 730 nucleotides long. RefSeq names its product RNA-binding motif protein, X chromosome. The transcript has 5 exons. Lineage: Eukaryota; Apicomplexa; Conoidasida; Eucoccidiorida; Eimeriidae. The annotation marks the transcript as partial. Gene Ontology annotation, molecular function: RNA binding. The record is from RefSeq and is a predicted model, not a curated record.
AUGAGCUCUGAGAAUACGGGAGAAUCUCGCUUGCGGCGAACGCUGUACGUGGGGGGUCUGUCUGAAGAGGUGAAUGAAGAAAUCUUGCGAGCUGCCUUCUUGCCCUUUGGCGACAUUCGGGAAGCAACCAUUCCCAAGGACAGGGCAACUGGCGGCCACAGAGGCUUCGGCUUCGUAGAAUUCGAGGAGGAGGAAGACGCGCAGCAAGCGGUGCUGAACAUGAACAACUCUGAGUUGUUUGGCCGAACGCUGAGAGUCAACACUUCUCGCCACGGUCCUCAGGGGGCAGCCCCCAAAAACAGAGCAGUGUGGCAGGAUGAUUUCUUUUUCCGCGAGGAGAUGAACAAACGAGGGAUGGCCGUUGACGCCGGCCUGGUGAGGAGCGCUGCUGCUGCUGCUGCUCGGCGCAUCAAGAAAAACCCUACGCUGGCGGCUUCCACUACAAAGCCACCCACCACUCGUAGCGCUUCGCGUUCCCCUGGUGCAAGUGAGAGGGUGUCCAGUUUCUCGCCCGUCAAAAAGGCGUGGCAAAACAAAUUGCGAGCGAGAGACAUAUUCGGAGGGGCCGUGGUGCGCCGCUUUAAAGCGCACCCUGCUUUUUGUCGCGACGUCGUCACCCCGAUGUGGCGUGUCGCUGUGAGGUGGACGUUUCAGAAGGAGGCGCCGGAAAGCCCGCAUGCGGCGGGAGGCCUUCCGUGCGUUUUCUGGGCAGCUGCAUUUUUAUUGAGCU